Entrophospora candida is the source of this 1012-nucleotide messenger RNA. The record is from the annotation of a GenBank genome assembly. Lineage: Eukaryota; Fungi; Glomeromycota; Glomeromycetes; Entrophosporales; Entrophosporaceae.
AUGCAUCACCAAUCUUCUUCUCAACAACAACAACUUCUCGGUCAACUUGAUGAACAACAAAAAAUUUUCCAAUUUUCUCAAAAAUUACCAUCUUUAACCGGAAAAAAUUCAAACCCUCCUUCAUUUUCAUCCCGUAAAUCUGAAAAUAAUGGUGUUUCUGCCACAGCUUGUACUAAUUGUGGUACUACUACUACUCCUUUAUGGAGGAGAGCUCCUAGUGGUGAGACAAUCUGUAAUGCUUGUGGUCUUUAUUUAAAAGCUCGUAAUACUGUUCGUCCUCCUUGGCUAAAACGUGGAAAAAGUUCUUGUGAUGGUUGUCCUGCUUUUAAUCAACAUCAGGUUAAUCGUCAAGCCUUAACUUGUGCUAAUUGUGGUACUAAUACCACUCCUCUAUGGAGAAGAGAUGAAACUGGCAACACGAUCUGUAAUGCAUGUGGCCUUUACUUCAAACUUCACAAUGUUCCUCGUCCCCCAACUAUGAAAAGAUCUGUCAUCAAACGUCGAAAACUUCUUCUUCAUAUUCAUAAAUCUUGCAUUGCGCAAAAUAACAAUGGUAGGAACAACAAUCUUAAUCUUAAUGCCAACAUCAUUAACUCACCUCCUACACCUCCCACAACUUUAUCUGAUUACAACUCUUCUGAAGAUGAUAAUUCUUCUCUUGAUGAUGAUGGUUUACUCAAAAAAAAUAAUACCUUCACUAAUAAUAAUGUUCAUAAAAGAAAAGUUGCUGAUCUUAUUAACUCUAAUAAACGGCAUUGUAACAGCAAGAGAGUUCCUCCUAUUGAAGAUUAUAUUAUUUUUCCUGGACGACAACAACAACACCAUAAUCUCCAAUCUGAUCUUGUUUGGAAUAAUAAUUACGGUAAUGAAAGUAGAAGAAGCAGCCUAACUUUUGAAGCUCAAGUUCAUAUUUAUCCAAAUAACUCUGGUAGUGGUAGUACUAGUAAUAAUCAUCUCAUCGAAACCCCUUGUUUUCCUUUACCUCCAGUCUAUUCUAAUAAUCAUUAUAGAA